Molecule: messenger RNA, 1743 nt
Organism: Xenopus laevis (African clawed frog)
Lineage: Eukaryota; Metazoa; Chordata; Amphibia; Anura; Pipidae
Gene: mrpl24.L
Product: mitochondrial ribosomal protein L24 L homeolog
Exons: 6
Coding region: 199-849 (216 amino acids)
Biological process (GO): translation
Cellular component (GO): mitochondrion; ribosome
Molecular function (GO): RNA binding; structural constituent of ribosome
Source: RefSeq, a predicted model, not a curated record
GAAAUUCCAGUUUCAGAUCAGACAGGGCACGGCUGGGUUUUAGUCCGGUCUCGCUGGUUUGUGCGUGGGGUUGAGGCGGCGCAGCCAAGGUGACAGUGUAGAGGUCACAAUUAGAGGCGGAAGAGACACGUGCUGCCUUAGGGGGGCGCUUCCUGCACAUUACACUGACAUCUGGUCUGUUUAUUCUCAGGUGCAGAAAUGCGUCUGACGCUACUUCUCGAGAUGGCCGCCAAGCUCAAAUUACCUCACGAUUACCGCUUUGGAAUGAGCCGCCCGUCUACGUUGGCAGCAAAGAGGAGGAACCCCCCGGGCAAGAGAAGAUCCAAAGUGUUUGUAGAGCCCGUCAGUAAGGAGGAAUGGCAGUAUUUCCGUGGGGACACUGUUGAAGUUCUCCAUGGGAAAGAUGCCGGGAAGCAAGGGAAGGUGACCCAAGUGGUCAGAGCACGCAACUGGGUUGUGGUUGACGGUUUAAACACACAUUUCCGCUAUGUGGGUCGGACAGAUGAAUACAGAGGAACAUAUGUUGCCAGUGAAGCGCCACUUCUACUGAACCAGGUGUCUCUGAUCGAUCCCACAGACAGGAAGCCCACCGAGAUAGAAUGGCGAUACACAGAGGAGGGUGAGCGCGUGAGGGUGUCUGCGAGAUCUGGGCGCAUCAUUCCUAAGCCUGUGCUGCAGAGAAGAGAUGGAAUCAUCCCUGAGCAAUGGAAAGACGGUCCCAAGGACACCUCUGUGGAAGAUGCUCUAGAAAGGACCUAUGUGCCAUCCCUGAAGACAUUCCAAGAAGAAAUAAUGGAGAAAACGGGCAUUGCAGAAAACCGCAGGCACAGGAAAUCCUACUGGUACUAACCCAGGCAGAGCUGUGCGGAGCAACCAUAAUUCCCACUGUUCAUGUACAUCACAUGGGCUAGAGAUUCAAAUCCAGAACAAAAGGAAACUUGCUUGCACGUAUGGUCACUUCCAGACGCAUCAGUACAGCCCACAUCUCUCUAUGGAUGGUCUUUCCUUCAGAACUUGUGUGUGUAUAUGAGUAUAAUACUUUUGUAAAAAAAAAAAAAAAAAAGCAAUACAACCGCUGAAAUAAAUUCAGCAGCAGAAACAUUAAAACAACAAGCUGCGAUUAAAGCUUUUUUUUCCCCACCCUGCUAUGGGAUGUUUUGUUCUCUUUAACGAGGGGUUACAGGCACAGGAGACUAAUAAUAAAUACAUAGGGAGACUACCAACUACCAAUUCUCAGCUGCAUUGAGAUCAAGGCAAUUCAGAGGGCACCGCUGGAUGUUCAACUUUUUGUUUUUGAAAGUCCAGUGUUAAACUGGCCAUACCCGGGCCAAUAAAAGCUGCCAACAGAGUGUAUGGGACCCUCCGUCGGGCUUCCCCGAUCAAUAUCUGCCCGAGAGUCGGCCAGAUGUCUAUUGGGCAGGGGAAAUAAUCCAGUCAGAUCGCGGACCACAUCUGUUUGUUGAAUUGGUCCCGUGAUCUGACCGCCGAUCAGAUCAGCCUGAUAUCGCCCACCUUGAAGGUGAGCAUAUCGGGGGGAGAUCCGCUCGUUUGGUGAAAUCGACAAACGAGUGGAUCUCUGUGUAUGGCCACCUUUACUUUGGCAUUGUGUUUGGGAUCAUUGUCCUGCAGAAAGAUGCCUUUCUCCCAGUUUAUUAGCAGCCCGUAACAGGUUCUUUUUCAGUAUUGGCCACUAUUUUUUACCAUUCUUAUUUAAAGGAGAACUAAAGCUUAACUAAAAAAGUA